AUGUACGGUCGCUCGUGCAGCAGUUCUUCCUCGUCCUCCAGUUCUUCCGACGGUUCUUACCGCGCUCCUAUCGGAUUCGGCGCUGCCCCAAUGCCUCACAACUACGGACCCCCACCACCAGGAGUUCCAAUCGGAGCUGGAGUUGGACUUGCAUACGCUCCACCACCACCAGUUGGAGUCGGAAUCGGAAGAGGAGUGACCCCAGGGUAUGUGCAACAGGCCCCACCACUCCCAAAUCGAGGAUACACCACCGGACCGUACGGGCAGCAAAUUCCACCGCCACUUCCACAGCCGGUCCCACAGCAGCCGUACCCGGGAGCCAAUGUUUAUCCAUCCAACCAGCCGUACCCAAGCGCCCCAGGAUACCCACCACAGCCGUAUCAGCUUGGACAAGGAUCGACCCCGGGAGCCUACCCACCACCGCCACCAAAUGGUCCAUACCAAGGAUACCCACCAAGAGGAUACUAA
This is a messenger RNA of Caenorhabditis sp. 36 PRJEB53466, 468 nucleotides long. Lineage: Eukaryota; Metazoa; Nematoda; Chromadorea; Rhabditida; Rhabditidae. The record is from the annotation of a GenBank genome assembly.